This is a messenger RNA of Pygocentrus nattereri (red-bellied piranha), 2398 nucleotides long. RefSeq names its product WD repeat domain 25 (gene wdr25). NCBI's taxonomy places the organism in Eukaryota, Metazoa, Chordata, Actinopteri, Characiformes, Serrasalmidae. The record is from RefSeq and is a predicted model, not a curated record. Gene Ontology annotation, molecular function: protein binding. The transcript is spliced from 6 exons. Bases 363 to 1778 code for a protein of 471 amino acids.
AAGGUGGCGGUAUUGCACUUCUAAACGGUCGUUUGCCACCGCCAUACAAGUGAAAGAAGAAGCGCCUCUUCCUCAUGACAGAAAACAGCCCGAAGGGUUCAGUACGCAGACAAAGCUUGUAGUGAAUCGGCGGAAGUUACGGGACCAAUCAAAUAUGAAGUGCAUGCAUCGUACGUACUAAUUUAGCUUUUUGUGUUUUGUGGAUUUUUUUUCUUUCGUGAUCUGCCUGCAUACUCGACUUAGCACGAGCCAGUGUUUUACUGAACCUCCUUAAUUUUCCUUUCCGUACAAAAUCAAAGCCACCGUGGUGCGGAAUACGUUUUGGUUGUGAAAAUCUCCGUCAGAGACACAUACGUCGUGUCAUGACGUCAUUAGUGGAUUAUGAUGAUUCUGACAGCGAGGAGUCCUUUCUUGGAAAGACUGACAUCGUGCUUGAGAGAGAAGAGGAAAGGCGGUGGCGCACAAGUUUUACAUCAGAUUCCGACCUCCACUACGACAAGGAACAAACAAAACGCUAUACAGCCCCCUCAUGUCGUCCUAGAGAACUUCUCUCUUCGAACUGGCAUCCUCAAAGAACAUCUGAAUAUACCCAACAACCAAUCAGCCCUCCUCUUCCAGCACUACACAAUUCAGUGGCUGGGAGUGCAAAAAGACCUCAGCCUACCCCAGACCUCAGUCUGAGACCGUACGUGUCAAAGAGACAGAAAGUGACCACACGGGUUGAGACAGCAGAGCUAAAUAAUGCAAGUUCAUUUAACUCACAGGCCACAAACUUGCAUCUUCUCUCAGAGGUGUCAGAGAGGGUACGUCCGUUCCUAGGCAGGAAAGACAAAAGAACAGGGUUGCCUAGAUACGUCCAACACCAUCUUCAGGCCCACCAGGGUCCAGUCAACACAGUGCAGUGGUGCCCAGUGCCUCAUCUCAGCCACCUGCUGCUCUCUGCCUCCAUGGACAAGACUUUCAAGGUUUGGGAUGGUGCAGCCAGUGGGCGGUGCCUUCGCACUUGUUCUGUACACUGUGGGGCUGUUCGAGAUGUUUGUUGGCUGCCAUGUGGACGACGCAUCUUAUCUGGCUCCUUUGAUAACAUGGCUGCCGUGACCGAUGUGGAGACAGGUCAGGUAGUUGCCAAGGUGGAGAACAAAUUUAAGGUGACUUGUCUUGCCUUUCAACCAUUGGAUCCCAGUAUUUUCCUAUGUGGUGGGUUCAGUUCUGAGGUCAAAGCAUGGGAUUCCCGAUCCUGCAAGGUGGUCAGCGUAUACAGGGCUGGGAUACAGCAGACACUGGACAUCUUAUUUCUGAGUGAAGGGAAAGAAUUUGUGACCAGCAGUGACGCAGUCAGUCGAGACUCUGCAGAUCGGACCCUUAUUGCUUGGGACUUUAGGACUACAGCCAAAGUCUCCAACCAGAUAUUCCACGAGAGAUACACCUGCCCCAGUUUGGCCCUGCACCCUCAGGAGGACUCCUUUGUUGCUCAAACCAAUGGGAACUACAUUGCAAUCUUCUCAGCCCAGAAGCCAUAUCACAUUAACAAGAGGAAGCGAUUUGAAGGACACAAGGUGGAAGGUUAUGCUGUGCGGUGUGAGAUGUCUUCAGAUGGAACAACGCUAGCUUCAGGUUGUUCUACAGGAUCCAUGCACUUCUAUGAUUGUCAGAGUGCACACAGCUUGCUAAGACUUCACGCUCAUCAGCAGGCAUGUGUGUGUGUGUCUUUGCACCCUGUACUACCUGCUGUAGUUGCCACAUGCGACUGGGGAGGAGAGAUCAAAAUAUGGAAUUAAGGAUAUCAUUUCCAUUUCUUGCAGAGGACAAUUCUAAGAUUGUAUUUCAAAGAUGAAUUAUUUUUAGCUGUCUUUGACUAUUUGUUAACAUAUAGAGUAUGUAUAAACCAGUAUAAGCAUUUACAGAUGUAAUGCGUCAAAGUAAAGUUUAACGUAAACCUCUCAAUGUACUUUUCAUUUACAAAAAGGCAGCAGUAGAGUUGGUGCAAUAUAGAAUUAACAUAUACUUAUACAACCAUAUAAAAUAAUUUAAUGAAGAGCAGUUUUAUUAUGCAAUGCAAAGUUAGCAUAUAGUGUCUGUGUGGUUUAUUCAUUUUUAAAACCAUUCUAGGUUUUGUCAGACUACAGCCUACCUAUAUUGCUGUGUUAGAUCAGUUCAGUGUCUUAGUUAAAGGCACCAGUUGAAUUUAUAUUUCAGUAGAUGCAUCUUCUGAGUUAAUGUUUUUUAUUAACUGUCCUUAUUAUAAAAGAAAAAAAAAUCACAUUUUUGUGAAUGUUAUUAUAGUAUUGUAUACACCAUUUAUAUAUCUGUGUGCAUUAUGUAAGUUCUAUGUGCAAACCUUUCUGCUAUUAUCAGAUAUGGACUGAGAAUCACAUUAAAAUGAGUUCCCAUUUAUGAA